Molecule: messenger RNA, 1356 nt
Organism: Candidozyma haemuli
Lineage: Eukaryota; Fungi; Ascomycota; Pichiomycetes; Serinales; Metschnikowiaceae
Exons: 3
Coding region: 1-1356 (451 amino acids)
Biological process (GO): termination of RNA polymerase II transcription
Cellular component (GO): mRNA cleavage factor complex; cytoplasm
Molecular function (GO): mRNA binding; RNA polymerase II complex binding
Source: RefSeq, a predicted model, not a curated record
AUGUCGCUUUCGGUGGCGCUCGAGGCGGUGAACAAUUUACUUGCUGAGAGAAAUUGUCCGUUCAAAGCUUUAAGUGAUACCCAGUCCCCAGUUGAGAAGCUGUUGCAUCCAAAAUCCAUGAGUAUGUCGAGAGGCGAAAGCUUGUUGGCGGAACUCAUGUACUUACGUGUGGAGGCUCUCAUCACAGAACUCACUGCAUUGGCUGAACGCCAUAUCGACAAGGCUACCAUCAUUGUUUCAUUAAUCGAGGAAAGGAUACAGAAGAUUCUACCAAAGUACAAGCUAUACAGCUUCUACCUCAUGGACUCCAUUAUAAAGAACGUUGGCAAUCCAUAUAACUUGCUUUUUGCCAGAAACCUUCACAAAAUCUUCACUGAGAGUUACCUUGUGGUCACUGAUACCCUAACCAGACAAAACCUUAUUAAUUUGUUCAAGACAUGGCUUACGGGUAGAACCAACACUGGCGCAGAAUUGUUUCCACAUGAUGUGCUUAUGAAGGUGGAGCAAUUCAUCAUCAAGGCCACUUCUUUGAACACUGGCGGUGAAGAGAAUGUAAGGAUCACGAGAGACACGCUCUUGAGAGAAGCCAACUACUUGCUUCAAUAUGUAAUUGCUAUGGAUGAAGACAUUGAACGUUUUGAAGACCAUGAAAAAGCAUACAUUGAUGAUGCCAAGUCGAAGCAGAUUCACCAGUUCCAUUGCACUAGGAACAAACUUAUUUUAAGCAUUAACAGCAUCAGUGAGACAGUCAUGGUUAGUCCUAAGCCUGAGCUCGACAAAAUUAAGGAGCCUUUUGCCGGCGACUUGCAACAGAUAAGACGUACACUUGAUGAUCAGAGCUUCCAACAGCUGGCGUUGUUCAGAAGCGUGAUGGAACAAAAGCAGGGUGUUUUGGAUAAAGAAAGUCUCAAGAGGAUAGAAAUCAAUCUUAUACCAAAGCAAUUCGAUCCGCUUAAAGUGAUGUCGGGCGACGAGGAUAUCGCCUUUGAAGCAUUUGUCAAAGGCUGGGGAUUGCCUAUAAUUAAUAAGGAGGACGCGAUGGUGAUAGAGGAGAAGCAGAUACAACCAAAGACAGAAGAGGUUCCAAAGGAUGACACGUCGCUAGCUGCUCAACUUGGAUUGAACAACGAGAUUACGCAUAUAUCACCAUCACACUCGUUGAAUGAAAACAUUGACGAUGAAGAUGAUGAUGAGCUUGGCUACGACCCGGAAAAGACAGUUACCGAGCAAGAGCAUGAACUCAUUAGUGGAGGAUUCCUGGAGCCCGAGCCCAAGCCCUUCAACGGGAAGUCCAGCUUGAAGAGGCCAGGCAUUACAGACGAAAAGGUCGUCAAACGGGUUAGGUUUGACGUUUAA